AUGUCCGCCAACUACGAGCGCGAGCGCCAAAACAAUGCGCGCCUCGACGAGCUAGCCUCCAAGGUCUCUGCCCUCCGAGGCGUGACCAUAGACAUUUAUGACCAAGCGCGCAACCACGAAGUCAUUGACCAAACGACCGAUACCUUCUCCUCCAUGGGCUCUCAGCUCAAAGGCUCCGCCACCCGCCUAGGCCGCAUGGCCGCGUCGGGGAACAAGGUCGCCAUUCUCAAGCUCUCGGGCAUUCUUAUCGGGAGCUUCUUGGUUAUUUACUAUCUUUACCGGCUUUUUCUUGGUUAA
This is a messenger RNA of Neurospora tetraspora, 297 nucleotides long. RefSeq lists its product as uncharacterized. Bases 1 to 297 code for a protein of 98 amino acids. The record is from RefSeq and is a predicted model, not a curated record. Gene Ontology annotation, biological process: intra-Golgi vesicle-mediated transport. Lineage: Eukaryota; Fungi; Ascomycota; Sordariomycetes; Sordariales; Sordariaceae. The transcript has 2 exons.